GUGGUGGUGAUGAGGGGUAUGGCUGUUCCAGCCCCAAUCUGCUCUCUGCUGGGCCAACCCGCUCUGCCUCUCCUGUCUGCCGAGGGGGACAUCAACAUUGGGGCAGUGUUCGGUCUACAUAGGAAUGCCCUCUUCAAGGUCCAUUCGUUCACCUCCAGACCAGAGAAAACACCCUGUAUCAGUUUCAACCCACGUGAGUUCCAGUUUGCACAGACCCUGAUCUUUGCCCUGGAGGAGAUCAACAACAGCAGUGAUCUUCUCCCAGGUCUGUCUCUGGGUUACCAGGUCUAUGACUCCUGCAGCUCUGCCACCCUGGGCAUCCACUCAGCCCUGGCCCUGAUGAACAGCCCUGGACCUGAGGACAGCCUGGGAGACCCCUCCGCCUGCUCCAGAUCUCCAGCCGUGUUGGGCAUUGUAGGGGAGUCAAGCUCCACAUCCACCAUCGGAAUAUCAUCCCUGGUCGGACCAUUCAGCAUCCCUGUGAUCAGCCACUUUGCCACCUGUGCUUGUCUGAGUAACAGAAAAAAGUUCCCCUCCUUCUUCAGAACCAUCCCCAGUGACUUCUACCAGAGCAGAGCCCUGGCAAAGCUGGUCAAACACUUUGGAUGGAACUGGGUGGGAGUGGUGAACAGCAACAAUGACUAUGGAAACAACGGCAUGGCCACAUUCAUGGAGGCAGCGUGGCAUGAAGGGGUCUGUGUAGAGUACCAAGAGUCCAUACACCGCACAGACUCCCGAGAGAAGCUCCUGGAGGUCGUCAAGGUGAUCAGGAGGGCCACAGCCAGGGUGGUGGUACUGUUCUUGACCUUGGGGGACCUCAUACCCCUGCUGAAUGAGUUGGCUCUGGAGGGAGACCCAGGGCUGCAGUGGGUGGGCAGCGAGUCCUGGAUCACAGCCAGACUGCUGGCGGAUAACAAGGCCUACGACUUUCUGAGGGGGGCGGUGGGCUUUGCCAUCAGGAAUGCCAGGCUGGAUGGUCUGGAGGGGUUCCUAGACAAGGUGCACCCCUCCCAGACGCCAGAAAACACCCUGCUCAGGGAGUUCUGGGAGUCUGUGUUCCAGUGCUCCUUCGAGGGGGGCAGCAGCACGCUGUGCACAGGAACAGAGAGCUUAGCAAAGCUGAAGAACCAAUACACUGACGUGUCAGAGCUGAGAAUAUCGAGUAAAGUUUACACAGCUGUAUAUGCCAUUGCACACGCUCUACACAACCUACUGACAGACUUAAAGAAUCACACAGACAGUGGCAACAUACCAGUCUACACAUCACAGCAGGUGCUACAGUACCUGAAGGAGGUGAGGUUUAGAGUAAAGACAGGAGAGGAGAUCUGGUUCGAUGCUAACGGAGAUGUGGUGGCGUGCUACGACCUAGUGAACUGGCAGCAGGAUGAGAAUGGGACCCUGCAGUUCCAUGCUGUGGGGCUGUAUGAUUCCUCGAUGCCCCCUGAACAGCGCAUUACCUUCAACAAGAGAAAACUGGUCUGGGCAGGGGGCCAGGCAGAGGCACCUGCAGGGGUGUGCAGUGAGAGCUGUCCCACAGGCACUCGUAAGGCUGUACAGAAAGGAAAGCCUGUAUGCUGUUAUGACUGUGUACCAUGUGCGGAGGGAGAGAUCAGUAAUAUCACAGAUUCUAACGGCUGCUAUCGAUGUGACUUGGAUUAUUGGUCAAAUGAAAAAAGGGACCGCUGUGUGUUGAAACCAGUUGAAUUCCUCUCCUAUGAAGAAAUGAUGGGCAUAGUUCUGGUGUUUUUCUCCUUACUGGGGUCUGGUGUUACUACUCUGGUAGCUGUUGUGUUUUCAGUUCAUAAGGACACCCCCAUCGUCAGGGCCAACAACUCUGAGCUGAGCUUCCUGCUGCUCUUCUCCUUGACUCUGUGUUUUCUGUGUUCUCUUACUUUCAUUGGCCGGCCCUCUGAGUGGUCCUGUACGCUGCGCCACACAGCGUUUGGCAUCACCUUCGUCCUCUGCAUCUCUUGUGUUCUGGGGAAAACAAUAGUGGUGUUGAUGGCCUUCAGUGCUACACUUCCAGCCAGUAAUAUCAUGAAAUGGUUUGGUCCUCCACAGCAGAGACUCAGUGUUCUGGCUUUCACUCUCAUACAGGUCCUGAUCUGUGCUCUUUGGUUAACAGUCUCCCCUCCUUUCCCCUACAAGAACAUGAAGACCUAUAAGGAAAAGGUCAUUCUAGAGUGUGAUGUUGGUUCAGCUAUUGGUUUCUGGGCUGUGUUGGGGUAUAUAGGACUCCUGGCUCUCUUGUGCUUUGUGCUGGCUUUUCUGGCUCGAAAGCUGCCUGAUAACUUCAAUGAGGCCAAAUUCAUCACCUUCAGCAUGCUCAUAUUCUGUGCAGUCUGGAUCACCUUUAUCCCAGCUUAUGUCAGCUCUCCUGGGAAGUUCACUGUAGCUGUGGAGAUCUUUGCUAUUCUGGCCUCCAGUUUUGGUUUACUUUUCUGCAUAUUUGCUCCUAAAUGUUUCAUUAUAUUGCUGAGGCCAGAGCAAAACACCAAGAAACAUAUGAUGGGGAAGACGUCCAAUGACAUACGAUAUUAA
Molecule: messenger RNA, 2541 nt
Organism: Salvelinus namaycush (lake trout)
Lineage: Eukaryota; Metazoa; Chordata; Actinopteri; Salmoniformes; Salmonidae
Product: extracellular calcium-sensing receptor-like
Exons: 6
Coding region: 10-2541 (843 amino acids)
Biological process (GO): G protein-coupled receptor signaling pathway
Cellular component (GO): membrane
Molecular function (GO): G protein-coupled receptor activity
Source: RefSeq, a predicted model, not a curated record